UUCCUGGUGGACCAGUUUUGCAGCCUCCGAUGGCGCUUUCCCUUCGAAUUUGUUCGUCUCCCUUAAUCUGCAAAGCCACUCUCACUAGCGCCAAUAACAAAGGCAGCAACCACCACACGCAGGAUGCCGCGUUCAUUCGACGCGCCGCCGAUCUGGCUGACAUGUCCGCCGGUCGUACCUCGCCUCACCCUAACUUCGGGUGUGUAAUCGUCACUUCCGCUGGUAAAGUCUCCGGAGAGGGAUAUCUCUACGCGCAGGGCACUUCUCCGGCGGAGGUGCAGGCUGUUGUGACCGCUGGCGAGAAUUGCAGAGGCGCGACGGCUUAUCUGAACAUGGAGCCCGGUGAUUGUCAUGGAGAUUACACGGCCGUCUCUGCUCUUGUUCAGGCAGGAAUCAGACGGGUUGUAAUUGGGAUAAGGCACCCACUGCGACAUCUGAGAGGCACUGCUAUACGUGGGCUGAGAAGUCAGGGAAUUGAAGUCAAUGUUCUUGGAGAGGACCUUCAGAGUAAAGUUCUCGAGGAUGCUCGGAAAUCAUGCCUUCUUGUAAAUGCUCCACUGAUUCAUAGAGCCUGUUCUCGUGUUCCAUUCUCAGUUCUUAAGUAUGCUAUGACUCUUGAUGGCAAGAUUGCAGCUACUAGUGGACAUGCUGCAUGGAUAAGCAGCAAACUUUCUAGAACCCGGGUCUUCGAGUUGAGGGGAAAAAGUGAUGCUGUGAUAGUUGGAGGAAAUACUGUUCGCAGGGAUGAUCCACGAUUGACUGCAAGACAUGGAGGUGGUCAUACACCUACUCGAAUUGUAAUGACUCAGAGUCUUGAUCUUCCUGAGAAAGCCAAUCUCUGGGAUGUAUCUGAAGUAUCUACAAUAGUUAUUACCCAAAGGGGUGCAAGGAAGAGUUUCCAGAAAUAUCUAGCAUCCAAGGGAGUUGAAGUGGUGGAGUUUGACAUGCUAAAUCCAAGAGAAGUUAUGGAAUAUUUCCAUGACCGUGGAUAUCUUUCUAUUUUAUGGGAAUGCGGAGGAACCUUAGCUGCAUCCGCUAUUUCAUCUGGUGUUAUCCACAAGGUUGUUGCUUUUGUUGCCCCGAAAAUUAUUGGUGGGAGGAAUGCUCCCUCACCUGUUGGUGACCUGGGGAUGGUGGAAAUGACACAAGCAUUGAACGUAAUUGAUGUUUGCUACGAACAGAUUGGACCUGACAUGCUUAUCAGCGGAUUUCUUCAGCCCAUACCUGACCUUUUACCGGUUAUCCCUUCAGAGGAUGCAACUUUUGCCAUCGAUCCUACCGUUAAUCCAUAUGAAUCUGACAUCAUAUUCUUCUACAAAACAUGGGACCCUUAUGGAAGUUUCUCAAAUUUUUCUCCUCAUCCAAUUCGAAUGGCCAUUGGGAAUGGUGAUUAUGCUACGUGGCUAAGUGUGGAGCACUAUUAUCAGGCACACAAGUUCAAAGGAGUUGACAAUCCUCUGUCCCGCGAUUGCAUUGAGAAAAUAAGGGCGUCAAAAAGUCCUGAAGAAGCAGCUCGAAUAGGAAGAUCAAUGCAGAGACAGCAUCCUGAUCUGGUUCGAGGGGACUGGGAAAAUGUGAAGAUAGAAGUGAUGUACACUGCACUGAAAUGCAAGUUCUCUAUGUAUCCUUACCUGAAAUCGAUGUUACUCUCAACCGUUGGAUCUGUUCUCGUGGAAGCUUCACCGCACGAUCUUUUCUGGGGAGGUGGCCGCGAAGGAGAAGGGCUUAACUACCUUGGUCGGCUGCUUAUGCAUCUGCGUUCGGAGUUUCUGGGUGAGUCUUCUGCUUCAGACCAAAGCUUUGUAACAUUGCAGUAGAUUCUGUUAAAGUCAUCAGUAUUGAUUCAUUACUGUUUACUUUGUGUAACGUUGGAGACACUUGCAUGAUUGGCUUCAAUCCAAAAUGUUUGUGUUAUUCAAGUUA
Tarenaya hassleriana is the source of this 1923-nucleotide messenger RNA. RefSeq names its product riboflavin biosynthesis protein PYRR, chloroplastic. Bases 30 to 1817 code for a protein of 595 amino acids. Gene Ontology annotation, molecular function: 5-amino-6-(5-phosphoribosylamino)uracil reductase activity; NADP binding; diaminohydroxyphosphoribosylaminopyrimidine deaminase activity. The transcript has 9 exons. Lineage: Eukaryota; Viridiplantae; Streptophyta; Magnoliopsida; Brassicales; Cleomaceae. Gene Ontology annotation, biological process: riboflavin biosynthetic process. The record is from RefSeq and is a predicted model, not a curated record.